AUGGAGGCUGUGAGCAGGCUUGUCCCCUUGGCCCUUUUCAUCGUGCCGUGUUUGGCAGAGUUCAACUGGACCCAGUCUGAAGGGCCAAACAGAAGUGAAUUCCAACUUCCCUGGCGAAGGGCCACGAAUCUCAAAGUGUGGCACCUUGACCGCACCAGCAGCACCUGGGAAGUUGUUACCCGUGCACGUUCUCGGGCCCCGGCCACCCCCGUCCGGGUCAGAAUCUGGGCCCAGGGUCCCACAGCCGCGCUUUUGCUGGAUCCCAGUGGAGGGUGUAAAAAUGAAAACAUUAAAGUUUUUGAUGGAAACUCUACCAAGGGGUCUCUGCUCGGGAAAGUCUGCAGUAAACAUGACUACGUUCCUGUUUUUGAGUCAUCAUCCGAUAUGUUAACGGUUCAAAUAGUCACCGAUUCUGUAAGAAUGCAAAGAACUGUCUUCAUCUUCUACUACUACUUCUCACCCGGCACCUCUAUUCCAAACUGUGGUGGUUACUUGGAUGCCUCCGAAGGAUCCUUUACCAGCCCCAAUUACCCAAAGCCACAUCCUGCACUGGCUUACUGCGUGUGGCACAUACAAGUGGAGAAAGGUUACAAGAUAAAAUUACACUUCAAAGACAUUUUCAUAGAAGUGGACGAAUACUGCAGAUUUGACUUCAUUGCCGUUUAUGAUGGCUCCUCCACCACCUCUGGCCUGCUUGGACAAGUGUGUGGCUACGUGAAGCCCACCUUUGAAUCCUCGUCGGACUCGCUGACUGUUGUGCUAUCUACAGAUUACGCCAACUCCUACCGAGGCUUCACUGCUUCCUACACUUCAGUUUACGCGGGAAACGUCAACACUACAUCCUUAACUUGCUCCUCAGACAAGAUGAGAGUUAUCAUUAGUAAAUCCUACCUGGGAUUAUUAAAAUAUAGCGAGAAUAACUUACAACUAAAUGACCCAACUUGCAGACCAAAGAUAUCAAAUGUGGUGGAAUUUUCUAUUCCUCUGAAUGGAUGCGGUACAGUCAAAAAGGUAGAAGAUCAUUCAAUUACUUACACCAACAUAAUCACUCUCAUUCCGUCCUCCGCAUCGGAAGUGAUCACCCGCCAGAAACAUCUCCAGAUUGUUCUGAAGUGUGAAAUGGAACGUAAUUCUACUGUGGAGAUGAUGUACAUAACAGAAGAUGACAUAAUACAAAAUCAAAUUGUGCUGGGCAAAUAUAACACAAGCAUGGCUCUUUUUGAAUCCAAUUCAUUUGAAAAGCCUCUGCUGGAGUCACCAUAUUAUGUGGAUUUGAACCAAACUCUUUUUGUUCAAGUCAGCGUCCACGCCUCGGAUCCAGAUUUGGUGGUUUUUCUUGAUAACUGUAUUGCCUCUCCCACGUCUGACUUUGCAUCCCCAACCUAUGACCUCAUCAAGAGUGGAUGUAGUCGAGAUGAGACUUGUGAGGUGUAUCCAUUUUCUGGACACUAUGGAAGAUUCCAAUUUAAUGCCUUUAAAUUCUUGAGAAAUCUGGGCUCCGUGUAUCUACAGUGUAAGAUUUUGAUAUGUGACAGUAGUGACCAUCAGUCUCGCUGCAACCAAGGCUGUGUCUCUAGAAGGAAACGAGACAUUUCUUCAUACAAAUGGAAGGCAGAUUCUGUCAUAGGACCUAUUCGUCUGAAAAGGGAUCAAAGUGCAAGUGGAAAUUCAGGAUUUCAGUAUCAAAUACAUGGAGAAGAAACUCAGAAUCAACCUUUCAACAGUCUGCAACUAUUUUUAUUCAUGGCCCUUGCUCUGAAUGUAGUGAUUGUGGCUACGAUCAUAGCAAGGCAUUUUGUGAAGCAGAGAACAGACUACAAGUACCAGAAGCUGCAGAAUAUGAACUAA
Molecule: messenger RNA, 1848 nt
Organism: Puma concolor (puma)
Lineage: Eukaryota; Metazoa; Chordata; Mammalia; Carnivora; Felidae
Gene: CUZD1
Product: CUB and zona pellucida like domains 1
Source: RefSeq, a predicted model, not a curated record